AGGACGGCGGCGGCGGCGGCAAGGGGGCCAAGGGCGGAGGCGGCAAAGGCGGCAAAAGCAACGGGAAGACGUCGUCUGUGCCGUGUAAGUUCUUUCAAGAGGGCAGGUGCACGCGAGGAGAUUCCUGCUCGUUCGCCCACGUGCCCGCGUGCGCCCCCGGCGGGGGCGGCGACGAGCAGGAGUUCAUGGACAAUGAUAUGGAGCGCGAAAUGGAGGCUCACCUCGCCAAGCACGCCGCAAGAGUCGACGACGAUGCGGCCGUGAUGGAGCGGAUGGAGCGAGAAGAGGAAGAUCAGGCGGCGCGGCUCGCAGCCGUCCAGCGACAAGCCGACAGCGAUAGCGACGGAGGCGACGCGCUGCCCCCUCCGGCCUCGGAGGCCGAGAUUGAGGAGGCGCGGAUGAUCGUCCAGAAGGCGCAGAAGGAAGCUGCACAGCGAGAGAAGAUGAAGGCCAAGGCCGCCCACGCCUCGAGGGACGACCUCCAGGCGAUGAUCAACGCCCGACUAGGCGUGAAGUAAUCUCUUCUUCCAGGCUGCGGACGGGGAGGGGCUCUGGCCGCAAGCGCCGCCGCGCCCCACGCGGAGUGGCGCUGGCGAUCAGGUGGUCGACACAGCCGCUCAGCCCCGCAGCCUCAGCAGGCAGUUCCGGGGGCCGCGAGCCGUGCCCGGGCGCUGCGCAGUAGUCUCGCGAGCGUGGAGGGGGAG
Molecule: messenger RNA, 704 nt
Organism: Prorocentrum cordatum
Lineage: Eukaryota; Dinophyceae; Prorocentrales; Prorocentraceae
Source: the annotation of a GenBank genome assembly